AUGAUUACAUCGGUAUUUGCCUUUGGUGCGUCUUGUUGGGAAAAUGAUCUUGCCAAGCCGGUUUGGUUAAUAAUCAGAGUGCUCUUGGCAUGGACCGCAUUUCAGUGGGUUAUAUUCAAGCUUCUGGGAGUAUCCGUUGGGAUAAUAGAUCCCUUUAGAUUGAGGCUUAGAUCGCUCAAAAUACAAAACUGGCUCAAGAUUAAGUUCGUAUACUACUCUCUUUGGAACCAUGGAGUAGUCGUCCACGGCUUGCAACUGGACCUGCCGAGAAAGAAAUCGGUGAAAGAAGCCACCAAAAGUACACAGGAGAGUCCGAAAAACUAUUUCAGCAUUCCACGAUGGGCCCAAUGGCUCGUGAUACAUAUUUUGAACCUGUUUCGGCGGUACAAUUUUGUGUUAGAGAAAACAGAGCUCAACGGCGUGUUGAUCGAUAGCAUAACAGUGCGACUUGAGGGCAAGGGCUCCCAAAUAUAUGUCUCCAUGCUGAUGAAGGAUGCUGCAUUUGGCGAGGUAGCAUCUUGUGCGGGAGCUGUGAUAGAUCUUACAGGUGAGCUCAAUUUUCAAAGACCUCUGCUGCCUCUUGAAGAUCUCACAGUGGAUCUCAAAGUAAGAGGACUGUCUUUGGCCUACGAUGGACUACUUACUCUCCUGGAAACACGCAAGUCGGACGGUGAUGACCAGCUUGGAAGCGGGUCAGCUAACGAUCGCGAAGGGAAAAGGUCAUCAUCGCCCUCCGACGCUGACGGGCUGGACCCCAGCGACGAUCCUACUGGGUGCAUAGAGCACAUCAAGUCUCAACUUCUAAAAGCCAGUGACUUUGUCGCAAUGCUGAAAAAAUUCAACGUCACCGCAGAAAAUGUAGUAAUCAGGGAUAUUCCGCUUUCCAGACACCCAGAGCUCAUCGACACGGCCCGUCUGCUGACCUUUGAGGUAUCUGCAUCCAAUCUGUCCUUCGCUUUGGCACGACUCACCGAAAAGUCCCCCGGGUUCAAGUUGACAUUCCAAGCGGACGAACUUCCAUUAAACGUGAAGUUCACCAUGUCAUCCAUCGCAUUCAUUUUACACCAAAGAUUAGAAACCGAGAAGGAUGCCGUAAGGGUUUAUCAUUUUUGCGAGAUUCCUAGCGCGGCUAUUUAUGGGGAUACUAACAUUCUCUCAUUGAGGUCCAUUGAGGAGCACUACGACGAGCCCGUUGAGACAGUUCUCAAAUUGGUAGGCCACAUUUCGUCUCCAGUAGUAGACUUUGAAAUUGGUGAGUUCUCUCUUCUGAAAUCAUUUAAAGACAAUAUGAAAGUCUUCCAAUCCUUGCUGAAUGAUACUGCUGAUGUGGGGCCAAGCUGCGCAAAAACGAUAGAAAACAAGGAAGCCGUUUUCACUUAUUUCCAGCAUAUACUUCCACAAUUGGAGUCCAAAAUAACGAUUGAAGACCCUCUAGUCCUAGUGAGUGACGGGUGCGAACUCUUGGUUCAUAAGUGUUCGAUAUUAUCGCUCCAGACAAAAUCCGAUAAAUAUGCACUGGGCGGAAAUGACGGAAAAAAGGAGAUGUUUUACAAGCUGAGGAAUACGAUCGAGAUCAUGGAUCAUAGUUUCACCUAUCACAACAAGGUGAGGCAUCUCGAACACAGGAUAGUCACUAUUAACAGCAUAUCGAUAUCGAACUUUGCUGAGCUAGUGCCUAGUAUUCGGGCAAACUUUAAUGCUAGCGUUGACGUCUGCGAAAUAGAUCUUUCAGAACCAUCGACAUUGCUCACCCUCAAUAACAUCUACAGGAAGGCGAAUUGCAAAAUGUUGUUAGUUGAGGAAAAUCACUUCGAUCAACUUUAUGAGAGAUUUGAAGAGUAUUUAGAGGCGAGGAAGCAGGAAAGCACGUCCCAGAAUACCUUCGUUAUCGAUAGUGAGUCGUGUCCUAAAGCCCAACUUUUUCAAAAACUGCCGUCUCCAUUCGAUGGCGCUCGUGUCAAUAUACGGGGGUUUAGGAUAACUGUUGGAGCUCGGUCUGUGUUCAUGCCGAGUGACAUGACCCGAAAUCUAGAGCAUCAAAGCCCGGAGGAUCUUGUCAAUGGAGAGUUGAGAAAAAUGUCGCACAGUAUUGAGAGAGUGCAAAUGUCGUUGGGAAGUUUUAAUGACCAGACUUGUGGAAGGGAAGAUGACAGCUCUUCCGAUGGGUCCACUUUGGUGAACUCGGUAAAGGCAUUUUCUUACGACGAGUUUGGCCUCGAUGAUAGCGCUUCGGAACUUUCGAGCGGUAGAGAAUUUACUUGGCUUCUCCGCUGCUCGGUAUCGGAGAUGGUGACUACCUUAUUUUCCGAGAGAAGGACUGAUCGUCAAACUCUUAACGCUAAGACUGUGUUCAAAUUACCAGAACUUAGUAUAAUGACAUAUCCUGACACGCCAACUCCUGACAAAGGAGAAACUGGAGAGGGCAGAAUAAUCUUUUCGGUCAAUCUGGGUAGCUCUGAAAUGAUGGUCUCGCUGAUGACAGUUUUUCUUGUUCUUUCGGCUGCACAUACUUUCAAAGAAACUUUUACUGUGGAUGUUAACAGGCACAAAAGAGAAUCCAAGGCGAAACGGCAUCUUUCAACGCAGUUCUUGGAAAAGGGACAGAGAUCUUUCUUUAAACGAUUGAUGAAAAAAGAAGUUUUGGAAUUGUUUCGGUUCGAGUGCAAUGUAAGUUAUCUGAGCAUGGUAUUGAUUUUACCCAAUGGCGUGAAAACGAGAAUGGAGGUCUUUCGAAGUGGUUUUGUGUGCACUAAUGUUACCAGUUUAAGCGUGCAUGGGCACUUUUUCCGUUUGUGUGUCGAGUCGCCACAGGUAACCAAUUAUUGGGUGAGAAUGGUCACCAUUGUUGACUUCAACAUGGAAGGUGGCUUAAAGGAUAUCGUGAAUCAAAUAAAUGACCCAUCCAUCGGCCAUGAUAAUCCAGCCAUUACGCUUUCUAAUGAGAUGUGGAGCUUUACGAUUCCCCACGGCUUUGAAAUGUAUCAAAUUUUUGAUAAUAUCUCCACCACAGCCAAGAGCAUCAAGCAAAUGGUGCAUGCCUUGAAAACGUCGAGCGAUGAAUGCGUGAUAUACCCCCACAUCUCAAACCCUAUCAGAAUUCCUGUUGUUAACCUAAGAUCUAAAAGAUGGAUUUUCAGCGUGGAGGAUGACGCAUUUGAAUCUCAGCUUUCCAUGAUAUUUCAGGUUGGCCUGAAAGAACAGAGAGCUAGACUUGAAAAGUAUGCUCUCUUCGAAGAGGCAGCCGCCAAAGAACUGACUACAGAGCAGAAGGGAAUGAAAAGAGCAGAGAGCACUUAUUUCAAUACAAACAAAAAGUGCUUUCAUUUAGGGUACUUUAGCAGACUUCACAAGUCAAGAAGAAACAGCUCGCCCGAAUUGGCUCACUCACAAUCCAAGGGUGAUUUUCAUCAGCAUGAAAAGCCUGAUUUCUACAAGUACGCCGAAAAUGCGGAGUCCUGGGCACAUAAAUAUCAAAAGCUUCAAGAGAACGUCUCUACAUCAUGGAUUCGUAGGAUACAAGCUUUCAAGGUAAAGGAGCGAAUUGAAUUUCAGAAAAAUUUCGAAUUUCUUUGGGGUAGAGUGGACCCCGAAAUUUUCCCGCCUGGUAUCAACAAGCGCAUAGUGGCCUUUGUGGCUUCUCCUCCCUUGAUGAAUACGAUAAUCGAGGAUAUCAAUGUUACUAUUUCUCAGCCAUCAUUUGGCAUUGAUUACUUACCAGACUUCAUUCAUGGCGUCGGCAAGGGAAUUCCCAAAGACACCGAGUACUCAAUUCUUUUCCCUAUGCACUUGAACGCAGAAUUCCGAGAGACUCGUUGCCAUUUACGUGACUAUCCUCUGCCUUUUGUUUAUCUUCCUGAUUUGACUCCAAGGCAGCGAGAAGCUGGUAGCGAUGUUUCAAUUAGGUUGCACGGUGACGUUAUUAUAUCCGAAGAUAUGAUAAGAUCUGAUGAGGAGCUGAGGACGUUAUUCGUUCCCCUCGUGCCAUCUGCGACUUUAGAGAAUGACGACAAAUAUUAUUCCUUGCUCGUGCCGAGAACUUUAACUGCCAUCAAAACUUACGCCAAGGCCGAACUCGAGCUGAAUUCUGACGAGACCACUCUUGUGACUUGGAAUGGCUCUUAUUCCCCUGCUAUACAGCAAGCAAUGCAGUGCUUCGAUAACUUUUCGAAACCGCCAAUAGAUCCUUCUCCCAAGCUUGGUUUCUGGGAUAAGAUCAGGGAGAUUUUUCACGCAAGAAUUUCGGUCAAGUGGAAAAAUGGUCAACUUAAUGUUGCAUUAAAAGGAGCCAAAAGUCCUUAUAUGGUAGGCGGCGAAGCCGCUGGAUUCAUAGUCGGCUUGAAAGGCGGCAUCAAAGUUGGAUGUAACGUGACGGACGAUGCUAAGAAGUUUUUAACUCUAGGCUCUGAUGAAGUCUUCUUUGCAAUUCCAAACUUCUUCUCGAAGCCACUUUUGGCGUGGUCAAGAAGCAGUAAAAACACCUUAUUCUUUCCAAGUCACGAAAACACAAACUUACAGCACUAUGCGUUUUUCUACAAUCUAGUUGAAUUGCCGGAUGUCAAGACUUCAGAUCGCGACAUUCGCGCAAUGCGAAAAGGCUAUUUUGAAAAAACAGCAAUCAGAUUGACUGGUGGGAUAACACUAAAUGUUGGUAUGGUUUUUGAAAGGCGAAUGCCCGGAUCUGAGAAAAGGACUCUUCAAUCCAACUCGCACUGGGACGCACGUCUAUGCAAUCCAGUGUUCAUUGAUAAUCUCGACGCACAUGAUUCCUUUAGUGGGUUUCGGAGUGACUUUAUACAUCUCUCGUUUACUCUUUUAUCGAGCAGUCCAAAGGCCUACAAUACUCUUCAACUCACAGCAGGAGCUUUCAGAAUCUUUUUCAGCUGGUGGCACAGCUUUUCUGGUAAUUUACCAGUCCGCCGUGGACCCUUGUUUGGAAUGAGUAAUAUGAGUCCAAAGUUCGGAGUUCAUCUUUUCACCAUCUCCUAUCAUGCCGACAUCGCACCAUUAUUUAUUAGCCACAUUCACACACUGCUCGAUCCAGACACCAGAUUGAAGGCAGAUAAGAAUCAAUCUAUCAAAUUUGUGGGGCUCAAGGCAAAGACCGAACAUUUCGUGAUGGAUCUACAUCAAAGAAAAGAGGUUCUUCACGAGUUCAAACAGGAGUUAAACAUCACGAAGAGAGUGUCUAAACUUAUGUUCCACGAGGGUAAUGUUUCCAAUUACGACAUCGAUGUGAGAACAGUACAGGCUGAAUUUAAGAAUCCCGGAUUCGUGGGCCAGAAGCCGGAACCAAAGUUUGACAUUUUCGAUGACGAUAUGUCUUGGUUUGAUAGCUCUGAUUUUGACGAGGUGUUCUCGGAUAGAAUGGAGGAUAAAAUCCCUAAUUUACAAAUGCAUUCCCUGGUGUAUUCACCAAAGUUCGUUUACAGAAAGCAUGCAACCUACGGGGACAAAUAUCAAGUAGAUCCUGAAACGUGCCAAAAGAUUGAGCCGUUCAACAAUGCUGACUACCAUGAGUGUUCUCUCAGAACUAUGGUACAAUCUCCACAAGAACUUGUCAAGAAUCGACUCAAAGCGCUCAUAAAAAAAAGGGACCAAGUUCAACAAAGCAUCGAGAGGUCGUUACAGUCAAAAGGCCGUCAUGGCAUGUCUGUUCUGGAGAAAAAAAGAAAAAAGAUCGAAGGUGCUGUCGAACAGGUCGAGCAGCUUCUUCACAAUUUCCAGGAGUACGAGAAGUAUGAUAAACAAAGUGGCGAACAAAAUGAGAAAUUAACACCGGAGGAAUCCAGUGCGAACCCAGGAUUCUCACCAGAUUUUGGAUGGCUCACUCGUGGCUCUCUUGAAAAUUCUUUCGAGCAUCGAUUUUUCAUAUUCUCAAUGUUUUUGAAGUGGAACGAUUCUGUAAGGGGUGCAGUUUAUAGCUAUGUUCACCUACUGGAUUUCAAUAGGGAACUGUCCUUCAUCGCCAACCACAAGGCACUUCGAAAGGUCAACGAGGUUAUUCGAGAACUGUCGGACUUUGAGACCGAAAAGCGGCGCUCGGUUGAAGAGAGAAGCCAAGCGGAAUCUGUUAAAAACAUGCAAAACGAGACCAUCAAAAGUGUGGAUGCCGAAGAAGAUAUCCUCUCUGUGUUUGAGAAAGGACUGAGGAGUCUGGAUGCUGACUUCGAUUUCAUCACGCAUGACAACCAUGUUGUACAGUUUAUUGCUCCUCAAAUUCAAUUAACUACGUCGAGGAAGCCAGAAGUUUGCACCAUGAUCACAGCCCCAAGUAUAAAGCUAAAAACCAUUGGUUUUGAUGCAAAUGCUACGCAAAACGAGUACAAUACAGACAUGUUCAUGAAUCGGUAUAGUCUGGUCAUGUUGAAAGCUAACGUUUUUGUUUUCCACAAAGACAGCUUUGAUUAUGAUCAUGACAUAUUCUUCAGUGAAGACGGAUAUGAUCAAGCAGGGGAGAGAAAUUGGCAGCCAUGGCUAGGAUUAGAGCUUUGCUUCGAUUCGUCUUCGUUGGGCAAGGACGCGAUAAUAAGAGAUCUAUCGACGAUUUUCAGAUUUGAUCGGGUGUUCUCCUUCGCCAACGUCGCCGGGAUCAAGGAACCCAAUUUCAAAAACAAAAUAAUAUGUCAACUGCCGCGCACUAUCAUUUCUUCGAAUUCGAGACAAUAUCUUGCACUCUACGACGUGAUUGCGCACCUGCUGGUAUACAUAGAGCCGAAGAGUGCCCAUCUGCGAAAAGAAGUAGAGAAGCUUCUAUUGAGCUACGACACGACAAAGCUGGUCCAACUGAGGGGUGUGAUCACAGACUUACAACAGACUGUUGUCGCCCUCAACCGCUUGGAAAAGGAACUAGCUUUCAGGAGGCAUAUUCUUGAUUCUGAUGGAAUUGAUGACCUAAAAUCCAUACGGAGAAACAAAUAUGAAUCUCUCAUGAGCCUCUACAUUUUGAUGGAGGUGCUCAACGCAGGAACCCAGGAACAUGCUGCAGAAGAUCAAAAGAUGAUAUGGGAUUUGGAGGCUAAAGAAGUUAUAGUGCACCUGCUGCACGAUGAUGGUACUCCCUUCUUAGACUUGGCGUUGGCACGUUCGUUCUUCAGACGCGUGCAAUCAUCUUAUGGAUAUAACAACAACAGGAUUGUUAUAGGCGUUGCUCAAAUAUUCAAUUUGGAUAGGGACGUCUUAUUCCACAAUCUAUUAAGUCCUUCAGAUAUGAGAGGAGCAAAGAGCGAAACGGGGAGUGGCAGGGACCCACUCAUGGAAAUAGAAUGGGAAAUAGAAAAACCUGUUGGGGGCAUGAAGGUGAUCAGAAAUGCCAUCGCUUCAUUCCAGAGCUUGGAAAUCAAUGUGGAACAAGAAACUUUGACAAAAUUACUUCAGUGGGCGUUCCCCGCCGAAAUGGAAGAGUACAUUCAAGCGGAAAAUAAAUCCGGCUCUGCAGCUAGCGAAACAGAUGAGGAUGGCGCAAGUACCUAUUCGGAACCUGUCAGUGAAACCAUUGACAGCAUCGGGAACGAAAGGCAAUUAGCUCAAAAUGGUCCUCAGGAAGUUGAUGAAAUGUUCAAGAGAUCGUCAGACUAUAUGGUGGUGGACAACAUGGUUGUCAAUUCCUUCAAGCUGAUUAUAAGUUAUCGGGGGAGUGGAGCUAAAAGGCUCAUUAACGUCACUGAUUUCGGUUUUCUUUUCCCUCGUUUGACGUUGCAUAACCGGACCUUGAAGACGGUGGAACUGGUGAUGGUGAUCAAGCAAGUGCUGUUGAAGGCCUUAUUGAAGCAUGCUGGAAAGUUUUUGGGCAACAAAUUGAAAAGACAUUCUCUACACAUUGAAGCUGCCAAAUCACCUUUACGGCAACUCUCCACUUAUCAGUCCUACACAAAAGUUGAGGACCUGACAUACGAGAAGGGCAGCGAGGAGUUGAACCAUACCAAAGCUCGACAACAUCAUGGUCUUGGGGAUCCACGAAAGAGUAGCAGCAAAGCUUUUCAAGGGCGCACACAACACUCAAAUACGACACACCACGAAGAACAGCAAGUGCAUCAAGAACGUGGCCACAGGAGCCAAGACGGAUCGGUUCGGGAUCUACAACACGAAACUGACUCCACGAGAUCUGUUGAAUCUGGCUCUAGGACUGGUGCAGAUAAUCCAGCACCAGGUAGCAAAGGCAACCCAUGCGGUGACACCAAAUUGGGACAAGACGAAGAGAAAAAAGGGUUUGAAACAUCAAGCGCCCACGAUAUUAAGUCAAAUUCCUCAGAUGAAUCGCAGUACCAAUCGAGCUUGUCAAAAUAG
Molecule: messenger RNA, 8283 nt
Organism: Lachancea sp. 'fantastica'
Lineage: Eukaryota; Fungi; Ascomycota; Saccharomycetes; Saccharomycetales; Saccharomycetaceae
Source: the annotation of a GenBank genome assembly